Messenger RNA from Colletotrichum chrysophilum, 864 nucleotides. RefSeq lists its product as uncharacterized. Gene Ontology annotation, molecular function: oxidoreductase activity, acting on NAD(P)H, oxygen as acceptor. Gene Ontology annotation, cellular component: intracellular anatomical structure. The record is from RefSeq and is a predicted model, not a curated record. Lineage: Eukaryota; Fungi; Ascomycota; Sordariomycetes; Glomerellales; Glomerellaceae. The coding region runs from base 1 to 864 and encodes 287 amino acids. The transcript is spliced from 3 exons.
AUGAGCAACACGGCAGACCCUUCGUUUCGUGAGGUGAAGGCGCGGCAGGGCGGCCCAACCACUCGGGCUGCCGAUUUAUUCCGUCUUGAUGGUCGGACUAUUAUUAUAACUGGCGGCGCGGGCUAUUUGGGCGUCGAGGUUGCCCAAGCAGUACUGGAGGCCGGAGGGAACCCCGUGUGCCUCGACAUUGUCACCAGCCCUCCUAGCGAACCUUGGAACCAGCUGGAAAAGCUCGCCACUAAGUUUGGCUUGCAAUUAUCGUACUAUCACCUGGACGUGACCAACGAGAACAGCAUCACAACUGUAUUCAACCAGCUCGCACCAACACUCAAAUACCCCAUACGAGGCCUGGUAGCCUGCGCCGGUGUCUCCGAUAACGACCCCGCGCACGAGUUCUCUAUCGAGCGCUUCCGCCGCCUCAUGGAAAUCAACGUCACCGGCACAUUCGCAGCGGCACAGGCUGUGGCUCUGGAGAUGAAGAAGGCUAACGUGGACGGCAGCAUGGUGUUGGUCGCAAGCAUGAGCGGCACGAACGUUAAUAAGGGAGUCGAUACGGCUGCGUACAACUCUUCCAAGUCUGCAAUCUUGCAACUUGCGCGGUCGCUGGCGGCCGAAUGGGGCUCACGAAAGGGCAUGCCUCUCAUCAGGGUCAACAGCCUGUCGCCGGGGUACAUCAGAACCCCCGCCACCGCUGAGGCGCUGCAGAAGCCAGGCAUGGAGAACCAGUGGACCGGAGACAACAUGCUGUACCGCCUGAGCUCCGUGGACGAGUUUCGGGGCCCCGUGCUGUUCCUCCUGGGAGAUGCGAGCAGCUUCAUGACGGCGGCAGACCUCAGGGUGGACGGCGGACACUGCGCAUGGUAG